CGUGGAGGUUACAUCGGAGGUGUCACGCUCCAUGGAGACAAACUUGAUGGCACCGGUGAAUCAUCAGAAGAGACGGAACCAGAACAUGUGACACUCCUGCUGUUUUCCUGCCCAGGUCAUGUAUUAGAUUAUUGGCGAUCCGCUAAUUAGCCAACAGAACCCUGACCUUCAAUAUCUUCACUUGAGUUGCAGCUACCUUUCUUCUGUAUAUUUUUUAAGUCUAUUAAUUUAUUUUGGCUAGCCCACAUCCUUCUGUUUUCUGCAGUACUUUUACAAUCGCUGUCCUCCAUUUUUGCACCCACACCCUCACCAUAGCAACCAACGGUGCAUGGAUGUCAAGGAGGGGAAAUGAGGACAGGCGAGAUGAGGAGAAAGAGACACGGGAUGGAAGAAGUUGUCUGAUUCGGGCAAAAAUAAUGACUUUGAGAGAUUUUGUGCAGGGUUUAGUGUGCCUUUCGCCCAGAGUCAGCUGGGAUACACUUGAGCUCAACCGCAACACUGAAGAGAGUAAGCGGUAUACAAAAUGGAUGGAGGGUUAAGUUUAACCCCAUUCCCACUGAACUCUCAAGAGGCUGAUAUGUCACUCUACUGACUGUAUUGGAGCAAAUUGGCGCCACAUUUUGCGAGUAAAGCGCGACAAACUUUCUGUGCAAAAUGAGUGAAGCAGCAUGCAGUCCCAGGAGAGGCGCUAAGUGGAUCCGCCAACCCCCGAGGGUGCACUGUGAUGAUGUUGAAGGAGAUGAUGAUGACCUUGUGACUGGAGCGGCUGGCACACUACCACUGGAGAUGAUGUCCAGCCCCAUACAUGCCAAUGUGCUUGAGUCUAAUAACUUUGAAGUUGAGAAUCACAUCAAAGACCAGCCAGCAUUCUUCUGUCACUCCGAUAUGUCCCAUGGUGACAGUUUGGAUGAAGAGCUCACUGUCGAGCAAACCAAGGAUUUAGGGAUUGUCGAAGCCAAUACUGCUGACCUGGACAAUGAUUUCACUAAAACAGCAACAGAAACUCCAUCGUCUUCGUCAUCCUCACCAGAGUCAGUUUGGGACACAGACUUCCACAAAAAGCACGUGACGGCAAUAAGCAGUGACAAAUUCGACAGCCUCUUGAAAAUGACUCCGGAUUUCCACGGCUGCAAGAGCCACAUGGCAGCGUUUGUCCUCGUGAGAGAAGUGACGGACACAUCGGGACGUGCAUGCGAUCGCUACCAGGUGGUGGCAUUAGGAGCCGGCCGCUUCAGCUGCACAAGUUGGCUUUGCUUCAACGGGACCAUGCUGCACGACUGUCACGCCAUGGUUAUUGCCAAGCGGGCACUCCAGAGGUUCCUCUACAAACAGCUUCUGCUCUUCUUUGACACCGACCUUCAGGCCAAGGAGGCGUGCAUAUACGAGAGGAGCGCAGCCGGGCCGCAGCUUCAGCUCAAAGCCAAGACCAGCCUGCACCUCUAUACCAAUCAGUGUCCUGAAGGAUGCGCCAAGAACUUCAACUUGAGGGGCUACACCCACAACACUUUGACCUUUGUGAAGCUGCAGUAUCACGCCAAGAGUUUGCUGGUGCCUGCCGCCCACCUCGACCCGAGCCACUGGGCGGCCAAAGUGUGCUGCAUGUCGGGCAGCGACAAACUGUAUCUGUGGACCUUGGUGGGCGUGCAGGGCGCUCUGCUGACUCACUUCAUCCAGCCGCUCUACAUCACAAGCAUGGUGCUCGGAGGCGAGAAGCUGUAUGCUCGCCACUUGUCGGAUAUCGCCAACGAGUGUCUGGGCGAGGGCUGGGAGGAAAUAUUGCCGCCGUUCUACAAGAAAUAUGACACAGUCUUUCUGUGCUGCGAAGACAUUGAGGCCAUCCAGGUGUCACCGGAGCACGACGUCCUCAGCAUCAACUGGUGCCUCGGAGACAAAGACAUCGAAGUAGUGGACAGCAGCAAAGGCUUCAUCGACCACAGUUCUCCCUGGAUGACCGGGCCCGGCUUCUCCAGCAGGCUGUGCAAGAGAGCGCUCUACAGUUGCUUCCAUCGAGCGGCUCAACUGGGCGGAGACCGCUACUUGCUGGAACUGCCCACCUAUCACAGCGUUAAGGUGGAAGCGGGCGUCUACCAGACCGUCAAGGAGCUGGUCAAGCAGCACUUCCUCAGCAUCCACGCCGGUCCGUGGAACGCCAAAAAACUGGUGGACUCCUUUAGUGUCUGAACGGUUUCUCCUUCACAUUUAGUUUGUUCUCUGCAGUUAGUCAUUCAAGUUCGGUUUUGUUUGGGAAAAAAAUAAUCCGAAUUGUAUUUUUUUUAUUUAUUCUUAAAUUAACAGUCUUAUGGUUAACACGGCACUCAUGCAGUGCAUUGUAUGUGGUUAUAGUUUGGGAGAAAAUGGUUAAACAUCCAUAUAAAAGUGUUGUGACAACAUACAAUUCAUCGUGUUGCACUUUAUUCAAAUCUUCAAAUCUACUUAAGUAUGUUUUUAUGUAUUAUACAGUCCUUUAGUGGCCAGAGUGCAUACACCAGAAGGAGCGGCACAACGUCCAUUGAACUACAAAUAUAAAGUACAAUACUGUAGCGUGCCAUUUUCUCCAUCAAAAACAGGUUACAAUUUGGGAGGAAACAGGGAUGGAUUAAUGGCAUUUUCAUUCAUUUUAAUGACAAAUGAUGAUUGUAGAUGAGUGUGGUCACAGUAUUAAACGAGUCAAGGUACCACUGUGUUGGAAAAAUCUAAUUGCACACUUAACACAC
Molecule: messenger RNA, 2714 nt
Organism: Phyllopteryx taeniolatus (common seadragon)
Lineage: Eukaryota; Metazoa; Chordata; Actinopteri; Syngnathiformes; Syngnathidae
Gene: adad2
Product: adenosine deaminase domain containing 2
Exons: 14
Coding region: 655-2181 (508 amino acids)
Biological process (GO): RNA processing; adenosine to inosine editing
Cellular component (GO): nucleolus; cytoplasm
Molecular function (GO): double-stranded RNA adenosine deaminase activity; tRNA-specific adenosine deaminase activity; double-stranded RNA binding
Source: RefSeq, a predicted model, not a curated record